UCAGAAGAAAAGUAUGAUACUCUUUGUUCACACAGAGGGUCUAUAUAUCAUCAUUGACCUACACAGAGUCCCUGGUCUACGCCAUACAUGCGCCGAGAAUGCAAGUGGCAACUUCAAAUUCUAUGUGGGGAACUUCUUUCGUUUUGAUGAGAAUCUGGAGGGGAAGUUUGACUUCGUCUGGGACGCGGGGGCGAUGUGCGCUGUAGAUGAGAGGGACAGACACAAGUACAUGGAAGCUGUCAGGGGAGUGAUGCAGCCCAAGUGUAUCACGAUGCUGGAGUUCCCCAAGGAAGGAGGUUCAGGGGCUCCCUAUCAUUUCAGUGAAGAGCAGAUGAAAGAGUUAUACGGCGACAUUUGCGACGUGGAGUAUAUGGAUGAGUAUGUGUACGACUUCAGCGAGGCCUUCAGCGGUGACGCUCAGAAAGACGCGAUGCCUCAGGACUUCACAGAAUAUGACGUCAAGGCUUGUCUACAGACCUACUGUCUGCGGAAGAGGAACUAACUGCAGUGGCAGUCUCCACUAUCGCCAUGAAAUACAUCUUGAUUCUUUGAACCGAACACAUACGUUAAAACCAUAUACAGCACCUGGU
Messenger RNA from Haliotis rufescens (red abalone), 590 nucleotides. RefSeq names its product thiopurine S-methyltransferase-like. The transcript has 6 exons. The record is from RefSeq and is a predicted model, not a curated record. NCBI's taxonomy places the organism in Eukaryota, Metazoa, Mollusca, Gastropoda, Lepetellida, Haliotidae. The coding region runs from base 14 to 502 and encodes 162 amino acids. Gene Ontology annotation, molecular function: thiopurine S-methyltransferase activity.